AAGACGUAGUGAACUGCGUUCAUUUCCUGGUUUGUUAGCGGCUACUGAAAAGCAAGUCUGGCACAUAUAUCUUUGACCAACAGUAGUCAAUCUGAAACACCGGAAUAAAAACAAACUCUUGUUCCUGGCAAAAAUGGCUCAUCUCACAGAACUUUGCAAGUACGUGGACGACCACCAGGACCUGUAUGUGCAGCGCCUGGCUGAGUGGGUGGGUGUCCAGAGUGUGUCUGCUUGGCCUGAGAAGCGCGGGGAGAUCAAAAAAAUGAUGGAGAUGGCAGCCAAGGACAUCGAGAGGCUGGGAGGGACUGUGGAGCUGGUGGACGUUGGCAAGCAGAAGCUUCCCUCAGGAGAGGAGAUCCCCCUGCCUCCUAUCAUUCUGGGGCAGUUAGGAUCAGACCCAGCCAAGAAGACGGUGUGUAUUUACGGGCACCUUGAUGUUCAGCCAGCAAACAUCAGUGACGGCUGGGACACAGAGCCUUUUACUCUGGUGGAGAAAGACGGUAAGCUCUAUGGACGAGGAUCUACUGAUGACAAGGGUCCAGUGUUGGCCUGGUUUAACUGCAUUGAAGCGUAUCAGAAGAUCGGAAAGGUACAGUUACUGCCAGAUUGA
Messenger RNA from Haplochromis burtoni (Burton's mouthbrooder), 610 nucleotides. Its product is annotated as cytosolic non-specific dipeptidase-like. The coding region runs from base 134 to 610 and encodes 158 amino acids. Gene Ontology annotation, cellular component: cytosol. Lineage: Eukaryota; Metazoa; Chordata; Actinopteri; Cichliformes; Cichlidae. Gene Ontology annotation, biological process: proteolysis. Gene Ontology annotation, molecular function: dipeptidase activity. The transcript is spliced from 5 exons. The record is from RefSeq and is a predicted model, not a curated record.